Drosophila yakuba is the source of this 16495-nucleotide messenger RNA. Its product is annotated as mucin-3A. Lineage: Eukaryota; Metazoa; Arthropoda; Insecta; Diptera; Drosophilidae. Bases 1 to 16323 code for a protein of 5440 amino acids. The transcript has 2 exons. The record is from RefSeq and is a predicted model, not a curated record.
AUGUUUUGUAAUAUUGACCCGCGCACCUACCUGUUGAACUGUCAACAUUUUGCUCAAUUACAGGUCCUUCUAAGUUGUGUCAUUUGGCUUGCCCUUUGGCAAGCUGCUAAUGCAGCGCUGGAUGGCAGUGAAAUUCAAUUCGCGGACGAAUCAGAAACAGAAUCUGCCACAAAAUACCCUGAUUACUGCUGGCUAGAUCCUUUUCUUCCAGGAUGCCCAUAUGGUCCAGAUGAUGGGAGUACAUCGACCACUGAGACUUCAACACCGGCAACAACAAAUACAAAUACAGUCACAUCCACUGAGAGAACCCAAAAGACAGCUACUGAAAAGGGAACGACCACCGAGAAAACAACAACUCUAAACACCACCACCAUUAAACCUACACCAGAGUCAAGGACAACUCAUGAGCCAACCACUCGAAAGACAACAACCCAUAAGACAACAGUAAAGCCAACGACCAAAAAGACCACAACUAAAAGGACGACACAUGAACCCACAACUAAGGGAUCAACCACUUUAAGGACUACUGCGGAACCAAUCACUCGUAAAACAUCUACUAGAAAGACUAGUACAGAGCAAACCACUACGGAGGAAACAACUGAAAAGACAACUCAUGAGCCAUCCACUGAGAAAACAACGACCCAUAAGACAACAGUUGAACCUACGACCAAGAAGACAACAACUAAACGGACGACUCAUAAACCCACAACUAAGGGAUCAACCACUUUAAGGACUACUGCGGAACCAACCACUCAUAAAACAUCUAAUACAAAGACUAGUACAGAGCAAACCCCUACGGAGGAAACAACUGAAAAGACAACUCAUGAGCCAUCCACUGAGAAAACAACGACCCAUAAGACAACAGUUGAACCUACGACCAAGAAGACAACCACUAAAAGGACGACUCCUGAACCCACAACUAGGGGAUCAACCACUUUAAGGACUACUGCAGAACCAACCACACGUAAGACAUCUACUACAAAGACUAGUACAGAGCCAACAACUACAGAGAAAACAACUGAAAAGACAACUCAUGAGCCAACCACUGAGAAAACAACGAGCCAUAAGACAACAGUAGAACCUAGGACCAAGAAGACAACAACUAAAAGGACGACACAUGAACCCACAACUAAGGGAUCAACCACUUUAAGGACUACUGCAGAACCAACCACUCGUAAAACAUCUAAUACAAAGACUAGUACAGAGCAAACCACUACGGAAGAAACAACUGAAAAGACAACUCAUGAGCCAGCGACUCAGAAAACAACGACCCAUAAGACAACAGUUGAACCAACGACCAAGAAGACAACAACUAAAAGGACGACACAUGAACCCAUAACUAAGGGAUCAACCACUUUAAGGACUACUGCAGAACCAACCACUCGUAAAAAAUCGACUACAAAGACUAGUACAGAGCCAACAACUACGGAGAAAACAACUGAAAAGACAACUCAUGAGCCAACCACUGAGAAAACAACGACCCAUAAGACAACAGUUGAACCUACGACCAAGAAGACAACCACUAAAAGGACGACUCCUGAACCCACAACUAGGGGAUCAACCACUUUAAGGACUACUGCAGAACCAACCACACGUAAGACAUCUACUACAAAGACUAGUAGAGACCCAACAACCACAGAAGAAACAACUGAACAGACAACUCAUGAGCCAGCGACUCAGAAAACAACGAGCUAUAAGACAACAGUAGAACCUAGGACCAAGAAGACAACAACUAAAAGGACGACACAUGAACCCAUAACUAAGGGAUCAACCACUUUAAGGACUACUGCAGAACCAACCACUCGUAAAAAAUCGACUACAAAGACUAGUACAGAGCCAACAACUACGGAGAAAACAACUGAAAAGACAACUCAUGAGCCAACCACUGAGAAAACAACGACCCAUAAGGCAACAGUUGAACCUACGACCAAGAAGACAACAACUAAAAGGACGACACAUGAACCCACAACUAAGGGAUCAACCACUUUAAGGACUCCUGCAGAACCAACCACACGUAAGACAUCUACUACAAAGACUAGUACAGAGCCAACAACCACAGAGGAAACAACUGAACAGACAACUCAUGAGCCAGCGACUCAGAAAACAACGACCCAUAAGACAACAGUUGAACGAACGACCAAGAAGACAACAACUAAAAGGACGACACAUGAACCCACAACUAAGGGAUCAACCACUUUAAGGACUACUGCAGAACCAACCACUCGUAAAACAGCUAAUACAAAGACUAGUACAGAGCAAACCACUACGGAAGAAACAACUGAAAAGACAACUCAUGAGCCAACCACUGAGAAAACAACGACCCAUAAGGCAACAGUUGAACCUACGACCAAGAAGACAACAACUAAAAGGACGACACAUGAACCCACAACUAAGGGAUCAACCACUUUAAGGACUCCUGCAGAACCAACCACACGUAAGACAUCUACUACAAAGACUAGUACAGAGCCAACAACCACAGAGGAAACAACUGAACAGACAACUCAUGAGCCAGCGACUCAGAAAACAACGAGCCAUAAGACAACAGUAGAACCUACGACCAAGAAGACAACAACUAAAAGGACGACACAUGAACCCACAACUGAGGGAUCAACCACUUUAAGGACUACUGCAGAACCAACAACACGUAAGACAUCUACUACAAAGACUAGUACAGAGCCAACUACGGAGGAAACAAGUGAAAAGACAACUCGUGAGCCAACCACUGAGAAAACAACGACCCAUAAGACAACAGUAGAACCUAGGACCAAGAAGACAACAACUAAAAGGACGACACAUGAACCCACAACUAAGGGAUCAACCACUUUAAGGACUACUGCAGAACCAACCACUCGUAAAAAAUCGACUACAAAGACUAGUACAGAGCCAACAACCACAGAGGAAACAACUGAACAGACAACUCAUGAGCCAGCGACUCAGAAAACAACGAGCCAUAAGACAACAGUAGAACCUAGGACCAAGAAGACAACAACUAAAAGGACGACACAUGAACCCACAACUAAGGGAUCAACCACUUUAAGGACUACCGCAGAACCAACCACACGUAAGACAUCUACUACAAAGACUAGUACAGAGCCAACAACCACAGAGGAAACAACUGAACAGACAACUCAUGAGCCAGCGACUCAGAAAACAACGACCCAUAAGACAACAGUUGAACCAACGACCAAGAAGACAACAACUAAAAGGACGACACAAGAACCCACAACUAAGGGAUCAACCACUUUAAGGACUACCGCAGAACCAACCACACGUAAGACAUCUACUACAAAGACUAGUACAGAGCCAACAACCACAGAGGAAACAACUGAACAGACAACUCAUGAGCCAGCGACUCAGAAAACAACGACCCAUAAGACAACAGUUGAACCUACGACCAAGAAGACAACAACUAAAAGGACGACACAUGAACCCACAACUGAGGGAUCAACCACUUUAAGGACUACUGCAGAACCAAAUACACGUAAGACAUCUACUAAAAAGACUAGUACAGAGCCAACAACCACAGAGGAAACAACUGAACAGACAACUCAUGAGCCAGCGACUCAGAAAACAACGACCCAUAAGACAACAGUUGAACCAACGACCAAGAAGACAACAACUAAAAGGACGACACAUGAACCCACAACUAAGGGAUCAACCACUUUAAGGACUACUGCGGAACCAAUCACUCGUAAAACAUCUACUAGAAAGACUAGUACAGAGCAAACCACUACGGAGGAAACAACUGAACAGACAACUCAUGAGCCAGCGACUCAGAAAACAACGAGCCACAAGACAACAGUAGAACCUACGACCAAGAAGACAACAACUAAAAGGACGACACAUGAACCCACAACUAAGGAAUCAACCACUUUAAGGACUACUGCAGAACCAACCACACGUAAGACAUCUACUACAAAGACUAGUACAGAGCCAACAACCACAGAAGAAACAACUGAACAGACAACUCAUGAGCCAGCGACUCAGAAAACAACGAGCCAUAAGACAACAGUAGAACCUAGGACCAAGAAGACAACAACUAAAAGGACGACACAUGAACCCACAACUAAGGGAUCAACCACUUUAGGGACUACUGCAGAACCAACCACACGUAAGACAUCUACUACAAAGACUAGUACAGAGCCAACAACUACGGAGAAAACAACUGAAAAGACAACUCAUGAUCCAACCACUGAGAAAACAACGACCCAUAAGGCAACAGUUGAACCUACGACCAAGACGACAACAACUAAAAGGACGACACAUGAACCCACAACUGAGGGAUCAACCACUUUAAGGACUACUGCAGAACCAACCACACGUAAGACAUCUACUACAAAGACUAGUACAGAGCCAACAACCACAGAGGAAACAACUGAACAGACAACUCAUGAGCCAGCGACUCAGAAAACAACGACCCAUAAGACAACAGUUGAACCUACGACCAAGAAGACAACAACUAAAAGGACGACACAUGAACCCACAACUAAGGGAUCAACCACUUUAAGGACUACCGCAGAACCAACCACACGUAAGACAUCUACUACAAAGACUAAUACAGAGCCAACAACUACAGAGAAAACAACUGAAAAGACAACUCAUGAGCCAACCACUGAGAAAACAACGACCCAUAAGGCAACAGUUGAACCAACGACCAAGAAGACAACAACUAAAAGGACGACACAUGAACCCACAACUAAGGGAUCAACAACUUUAAGGACUACUGCGAAACCAACCACUCGUAAAACAUCUAAUACAAAGACUAGUACAGAGCAAACCACUACGGAAGAAACAACUGAAAAGACAACUCAUGAGCCAACCACUCAGAAAACAACGAGCCAUAAGACAACAGUAGAACCUACGACCAAGAAGACAACAACUAAAAGGACGACACAUGAACCCACAACUGAGGGAUCAACCACUUUAAGGACUACUGCAGAACCAACCACACGUAAGACAUCUACUACAAAGACUAGUACAGAGCCAACUACGGAGGAAACAAGUGAAAAGACAACUCGUGAGCCAACCACUGAGAAAACAACGACCCAUAAGACAACAGUAGAACCUAGGACCAAGAAGACAACAACUAAAAGGACGACACAUGAACCCACAACUAAGGGAUCAACCACUUUAAGGACUACUGCAGAACCAACCACUCGUAAAAAAUCGACUACAAAGACUAGUACAGAGCCAACAACCACAGAGGAAACAACUGAACAGACAACUCAUGAGCCAGCGACUCAGAAAACAACGAGCCAUAAGACAACAGUAGAACCUAGGACCAAGAAGACAACAACUAAAAGGACGACACAUGAACCCACAACUAAGGGAUUAACCACUUUAGGGACUACUGCAGAACCAACCACACGUAAGACAUCUACUACAAAGACUAAUACAGAGCCAACAACUACAGAGAAAACAACUGAAAAGACAACUCAUGAGCCAACCACUGAGAAAACAACGACCCAUAAGGCAACAGUAGAACCUAGGACCAAGAAGACAACAACUAAAAGGACGACACAUGAACCCACAACUAAGGGAUUUACCACUUUAGGGACUACUGCAGAACCAACCACACGUAAGACAUCUACUACAAAGACUAGUACAGAGCCAACAACCACAGAGGAAACAACUGAACAGACAACUCAUGAGCCAGCGACUCAGAAAACAACGAGCCAUAAGACAACAGUAGAACCUACGACCAAGAAGACAACAACUAAAAGGACGACACAUGAACCCACAACUGAGGGAUCAACCACUUUAAGGACUACUGCAGAACCAAAUACACGUAAGACAUCUACUACAAAGACUAGUACAGAGCCAACAACCACAGAGGAAACAACUGAACAGACAACUCAUGAGCCAGCGACUCAGAAAACAACGACCCAUAAGACAACAGUUGAACCAACGACCAAGAAGACAACAACUAAAAGGACGACACAUGAACCCACAACUAAGGGAUCAACCACUUUAAGGACUACCGCAGAACCAACCACACGUAAGACAUCUACUACAAAGACUAGUACAGAGCCAACAACCACAGAGGAAACAACUGAACAGACAACUCAUGAGCCAGCGACUCAGAAAACAACGACCCAUAAGACAACAGUUGAACCAACGACCAAGAAGACAACAACUAAAAGGACGACACAUGAACCCACAACUAAGGGAUCAACCACUUUAAGGACUACUGCGGAACCAAUCACUCGUAAAACAUCUACUAGAAAGACUAGUACAGAGCAAACCACUACGGAGGAAACAAGUGAAAAAACAACUCGUGAGCCAACCACUGAGAAAACAACGACCCAUAAGACAACAGUAGAACCUAGGACCAAGAAGACAACAACUAAAAGGACGACACAUGAACCCACAACUAAGGGAUCAACCACUUUAAGGACUACUGCAGAACCAACCACUCGUAAAAAAUCGACUACAAAGAGUAGUACAGAGCCAACAACCACUGAGGAAACAACUGAACAGACAACUCAUGAGCCAGCGACUCAGAAAACAACGAGCCAUAAGACAACAGUAGAACCUUGGACCAAGAAGACAACAACUAAAAGGACGACACAUGAACCCACAACUAAGGGAUCAACCACUUUAAGGACUACUGCAGAACCAACCACACGUAAGACAUCUACUACAAAGACUAGUACAGAGCCAACAACCACAGAGGAAACAACUGAACAGACAACUCAUGAGCCAGCGACUCAGAAAACAACGAGCCAUAAGACAACAGUAGAACCUACGACCAAGAAGACAACAACUAAAAGGACGACACAUGAACCCACAACUGAGGGAUCAACCACUUUAAGGACUACUGCAGAACCAACCACACGUAAGACAUCUACUACAAAGACUAGUACAGAGCCAACAACCACAGAGGAAACAACUGAACAGACAACUCAUGAGCCAGCGACUCAGAAAACAACGACCCAUAAGACAACAGUUGAACCUACGACCAAGAAGACAACAACUAAAAGGACGACACAUGAACCCACAACUAAGGGAUCAACCACUUUAAGGACUACCGCAGAACCAACCACACGUAAGACAUCUACUACAAAGACUAAUACAGAGCCAACAACUACAGAGAAAACAACUGAAAAGACAACUCAUGAGCCAACCACUGAGAAAACAACGACCCAUAAGGCAACAGUUGAACCAACGACCAAGAAGACAACAACUAAAAGGACGACACAUGAACCCACAACUAAGGGAUCAACAACUUUAAGGACUACUGCGAAACCAACCACUCGUAAAACAUCUAAUACAAAGACUAGUACAGAGCAAACCACUACGGAAGAAACAACUGAAAAGACAACUCAUGAGCCAACCACUGAGAAAACAACGACCCAUAAGGCAACAGUUGAACCUACGACCAAGAAGACAACAACUAAAAGGACGACACAUGAACCCACAACUAAGGGAUCAACCACUUUAGGGACUACUGCAGAACCAACCACACGUAAGACAUCUACUACAAAGACUAGUACAGAGCCAACAACCACAGAGGAAACAACUGAACAGACAACUCAUGAGCCAGCGACUCAGAAAACAACGAGCCACAAGACAACAGUAGAACCUACGACCAAGAAGACAACAACUAAAAGGACGACACAUGAACCCACAACUGAGGGAUCAACCACUUUAAGGACUACUGCAGAACCAACCACUCGUAAAAAAUCGACUACAAAGAUUAGUACAGAGCCAACAACUACGGAGAAAACAACUGAAAAUACAACUCAUGAGCCAACCACUGAGAAAACAACGAGCCAUAAGACAACAGUAGAACCUAGGACCAAGAAGACAACAACUAAACGGAGGACUCAUAAACCCACAACUAAAGGAUCAACAACUUUAAGGACUACUGCGGAACCAACCACACGUAAGACAUCUACUACAAAGACUAGUACAGAGCCAACAACCACAGAGGAAACAACUGAACAGACAACUCAUGAGCCAGCGACUCAGAAAACAACGAGCCAUAAGACAACAGUAGAACCUACGACCAAGAAGACAACAACUAAAAGGACGACACAUGAACCCACAACUGAGGGAUCAACCACUUUAAGGACUACUGCAGAACCAACCACACGUAAGACAUCUACUACAAAGACUAGUACAGAGCCAACUACGGAGGAAACAAGUGAAAAGACAACUCGUGAGCCAACCACUGAGAAAACAACGACCCAUAAGACAACAGUAGAACCUAGGACCAAGAAGACAACAACUAAAAGGACGACACAUGAACCCACAACUAAGGGAUCAACCACUUUAAGGACUACUGCAGAACCAACCACUCGUAAAAAAUCGACUACAAAGACUAGUACAGAGCCAACAACCACAGAGGAAACAACUGAACAGACAACUCAUGAGCCAGCGACUCAGAAAACAACGAGCCAUAAGACAACAGUAGAACCUACGACCAAGAAGACAACAACUAAAAGGACGACACAUGAACCCACAACUGAGGGAUCAACCACUUUAAGGACUACUGCAGAACCAACCACACGUAAGACAUCUACUACAAAGACUAGUACAGAGCCAACAACCACAGAGGAAACAACUGAACAGACAACUCAUGAGCCAGCGACUCAGAAAACAACGAGCCAUAAGACAACAGUAGAACCUACGACCAAGAAGACAACAACUAAAAGGACGACACAUGAACCCACAACUGAGGGAUCAACCACUUUAAGGACUACUGCAGAACCAACCACACGUAAGACAUCUACUACAAAGACUAGUACAGAGCCAACUACGGAGGAAACAAGUGAAAAGACAACUCGUGAGCCAACCACUGAGAAAACAACGACCCAUAAGACAACAGUAGAACCUAGGACCAAGAAGACAACAACUAAAAGGACGACACAUGAACCCACAACUAAGGGAUCAACCACUUUAAGGACUACUGCAGAACCAACCACUCGUAAAAAAUCGACUACAAAGACUAGUACAGAGCCAACAACCACAGAGGAAACAACUGAACAGACAACUCAUGAGCCAGCGACUCAGAAAACAACGAGCCAUAAGACAACAGUAGAACCUAGGACCAAGAAGACAACAACUAAAAGGACGACACAUGAACCCACAACUAAGGGAUCAACCACUUUAAGGACUACUGCAGAACCAACCACACGUAAGACAUCUACUACAAAGACUAAUACAGAGCCAACAACUACAGAGAAAACAACUGAAAAGACAACUCAUGAGCCAACCACUGAGAAAACAACGACCCAUAAAGCAACAGUUGAACCUACGACCAAGAAGACAACAACUAAAAGGACGACACAUGAACCCACAACUAAGGGAUCAACCACUUUAAGGACUACUGCAGAACCAACCACACGUAAGACAUCUACUACAAAGACUAGUACAGAGCCAACAACCACAGAGGAAACAACUGAACAGACAACUCAUGAGCCAGCGACUCAGAAAACAACGAGCCAUAAGACAACAGUAGAACCUACGACCAAGAAGACAACAACUAAAAGGACGACACAUGAACCCACAACUGAGGGAUCAACCACUUUAAGGACUACUGCAGAACCAACCACACGUAAGACAUCUACUACAAAGACUAGUACAGAGCCAACAACCACAGAGGAAACAACUGAACAGACAACUCAUGAGCAAUCGACUCAGAAAACAACGAGCCAUAAGACAACAGUAGAACCUAGGACCAAGAAGACAACAACUAAAAGGACGACACAUGAACCCACAACUAAGGGAUCAACCACUUUAGGGACUACUGCAGAACCAACCACACGUAAGACAUCUACUACAAAGACUAGUACAGAGCCAACAACUACGGAGAAAACAACUGAAAAGACAACUCAUGAUCCAACCACUGAGAAAACAACGACCCAUAAGGCAACAGUUGAACCUACGACCAAGACGACAACAACUAAAAGGACGACACAUGAACCCACAACUAAGGGAUCAACCACUUUAAGGACUACUGCAGAACCAACCACUCGUAAAACAUCUAAUACAAAGACUAGUACAGAGCAAACCACUACGGAAGAAACAACUGAAAAGACAACUCAUGAGCCAACCACUGAGAAAACAACGACCCAUAAGGCAACAGUUGAACCUACGACCAAGAAGACAACAACUAAAAGGACGACACAUGAACCCACAACUAAGGGAUCAACCACUUUAAGGACUACUGCAGAACCAACCACACGUAAGACAUCUACUACAAAGACUAGUACAGAGCCAACAACCACAGAGGAAACAACUGAACAGACAACUCAUGAGCCAGCGACUCAGAAAACAACGAGCCAUAAGACAACAGUAGAACCUACGACCAAGAAGACAACAACUAAAAGGACGACACAUGAACCCACAACUGAGGGAUCAACCACUUUAAGGACUACUGCAGAACCAACCACACGUAAGACAUCUACUACAAAGACUAGUACAGAGCCAACUACGGAGGAAACAAGUGAAAAGACAACUCGUGAGCCAACCACUGAGAAAACAACGACCCAUAAGACAACAGUAGAACCUAGGACCAAGAAGACAACAACUAAAAGGACGACACAUGAACCCACAACUAAGGGAUCGACCACUUUAAGGACUACUGCAGAACCAACCACUCGUAAAAAAUCGACUACAAAGACUAGUACAGAGCCAACAACCACAGAGGAAACAACUGAACAGACAACUCAUGAGCCAGCGACUCAGAAAACAACGAGCCAUAAGACAACAGUAGAACCUAGGACCAAGAAGACAACAACUAAAAGGACGACACAUGAACCCACAACUAAGGGAUUAACCACUUUAGGGACUACUGCAGAACCAACCACACGUAAGACAUCUACUACAAAGACUAAUACAGAGCCAACAACUACAGAGAAAACAACUGAACAGACAACUCAUGAGCCAACCACUGAGAAAACAACGAGCCAUAAGACAACAGUAGAACCUAGGACCAAGAAGACAACAACUAGAAGGACGACACAUCAACCCACAACUAAGGGAUCAACAACUUUAAGGACUACUGCAGAACCAAUCACUCGUAGAACAUCUACUACAAAGACUAGUGCAGAGCCAACUACGGAGGAAACAACUGAAAAGACAACUCAUGAGCCAACCACUGAUAAAACAACGACCCAUAAGACAACAGUUGAACCAACGACCAAGAAGACAACAACUAAAAGGACGACACAUGAACCCGCUACCAAGAAAUCAACAACUAUAAGGACUACUGUGGAACCAACCACCCGUAAAACAUCUACCACAAAGCCUUCUACGACUAAGAAGGCAACAACUGGAAGGACAACUCAUGAGCCAACCACUCGGAAGACAACAAGCCAUAAGACAACAGUAAAGCCAACGACCAAGAAGACUACAACCAAAAGAACGACGCAUGAACCCACUACAACGACUAAGACUAAGACAACAGUAAAACCAACGACCAAGAAGAGUACAACCAAAAGAUCGACGCAUGAAGCCGCUACCAAGAAAUCAACAACUUUAAGGACUACUGUAGAACCAACCACUCGUAAAACAUCUACCACAAAGCCUACUACGACUAAGAAGGCAACAACUGAGAAGACAACUCAUGAGCCAACCACUCGGAAGACAACAACCCAUAAGACAACAGUAAAGCCAACGACCAAGAAGAAAACAACCAAAAGAUCGACGCAUGAACCCACUACCAAGAAAUCAACAACUUUAAGGACUACUGUGGAACCAACCACUCGUAAAACAUCUACCACAAAGCCUACUACGACUAAGAAGGCAACAACUGAGAAGACAACUCAUGAGCCAACCACUCGGAAGACAACAACCCAUAAGACAACAGUAAAGCCAACGACCAAGAAGACUACAACCAAAAGAACGACGCAUGAACCCACUACUUCGACUAAGACUAAGACAACAGUAAAAUCAACGACCAAGAAGACUACAACCAAAAAAACGACGCAUGAACCCACUACCAAGAAAUCAACAACUUUAAGGACUACUGUGGAACCAACCACUCGUAAAACAUCUACCACAAAGCCUACUACGACUAAGAAGGCAAGAACUGAAAAGACAACUCAUGAGCCAACCACUCGGAAGACAACAACCCAUAAGACAACAGUAAAGCCAACGACCAAGAAGACCACUACCAAGAAAUCAACAACUUUAAGGACUACUGUGAAACCAACCACUCGUAAAACAUCUACCACAAAGCCUACUACGACUAAGAAGGCAACAACUGAAAAGACAACUCAUGAGCCAACCACUCGGAAGACAGCAACCCAUAAGACAACAGUAAAGCCAACGACCAAGAAGACUACAACCAAAAGAACGACGCAUAAACCCACUACCAAGAAAUCAACAACUUUAAGGACUACUGUGGAACCAACCACUCGUAAAACAUCUACCACAAGGCCUACUACGACUAAGAAGGCAACAACUGAAAAGACAACUCAUGAGCCAACCACUCGGAAGAUAACAACCCAUAAGACAACAGUAAAGCCCACGACCAAGAAGACCACAACCAAAAGAACGACGCAUAAACCCACUACCAAGAAAUCAACAACUUUAAGGACUACUGUAGAACCAAUCACUCGUAAAACAUCUACCACAAAGCCUACUUCGACCAAGAAGGCAACCACUGAAAAGACAACUUAUGAGCCAACCACUCGGAAGGCAACAAGCCAUAAGACAACAGUAAAGCCAACGACCAAGAAGACCACAACCAAAAGAACGACGCAUGAACCCACUACUACGACUAAGACUAAGACAACAGUAAAGCCAACGACCAAGAAGACUACAACCAAAAGAACGACGCAUGAACCCACUACCAAGAAAUCAACAACUUUAAGGACUACUGUGAAACCAACCACUCGUAAAACAUCUACCACAAAGCCUACUACGACUAUGAAGGCAACAACUGAAAAGACAACUCAUGAGCCAACCACUCGGAAGACAACAACCCAUAAGACAACAGUAAAGCCAACGACCAAGAAGACCACUACCAAGAAAUCAACAACUUUAAGGACUACUGUGAAACCAACCACUCGUAAAACAUCUACCACAAAGCCUACUACGACUAAGAAGGCAAGAACUGAAAAGACAACUCAUGAGCCAACCACUCGGAAGACAACAACCCAUAAGACAACAGUAAAGCCAACGACCAAGAAGACCACUACCAAGAAAUCAACAACUUUAAGGACUACUGUGAAACCAACCACUCGUAAAACAUCUACCACAAAGCCUACUACGACUAAGAAGGCAACAACUGAAAAGACAACUCAUGAGCCAACCACUCGGAAGACAGCAACCCAUAAGACAACAGUAAAGCCAACGACCAAGAAGACUACAACCAAAAGAACGACGCAUAAACCCACUACCAAGAAAUCAACAACUUUAAGGACUACUGUGGAACCAACCACUCGUAAAACAUCUACCACAAGGCCUACUACGACUAAGAAGGCAACAACUGAAAAGACAACUCAUGAGCCAACCACUCGGAAGAUAACAACCCAUAAGACAACAGUAAAGCCCACGACCAAGAAGACCACAACCAAAAGAACGACGCAUAAACCCACUACCAAGAAAUCAACAACUUUAAGGACUACUGUAGAACCAAUCACUCGUAAAACAUCUACCACAAAGCCUACUUCGACCAAGAAGGCAACCACUGAAAAGACAACUUAUGAGCCAACCACUCGGAAGGCAACAAGCCAUAAGACAACAGUAAAGCCAACGACCAAGAAGACCACAACCAAAAGAACGACGCAUGAACCCACUACUACGACUAAGACUAAGACAACAGUAAAGCCAACGACCAAGAAGACUACAACCAAAAAAACGACGCAUGAACCCACUACCAAGAAAUCAACAACUUUAAGGACUACUGUGGAACCAACCACUCGUAAAACAUCUACCACAAAGCCUACUACGACUAUGAAGGCAACAACUGAAAAGACAACUCAUGAGCCAACCACUCGGAAGACAACAACCCAUAAGACAACAGUAAAGCCAACGACCAAGAAGACCACUACCAAGAAAUCAACAACUUUAAGGACUACUGUGAAACCAACCACUCGUAAAACAUCUACCACAAGGCCUACUACGACUAAGAAGGCAACAACUGAAAAGACAACUCAUGAGCCAACCACUCGGAAGACAGCAACCCAUAAGACAACAGUAAAGCCAACGACCAAGAAGACUACAACCAAAAGAACGACGCAUAAACCCACUACCAAGAAAUCAACAACUUUAAGGACUACUGUAGAACCAAUCACUCGUAAAACAUCUACCACAAAGCCUACUUCGACCAAGAAGGCAACCACUGAAAAGACAACUCAUGAGCCAACCACUCGGAAGACAACAAGCCAUAAGACAACAGUAAAGCCAACGACCAAGAAGACCACAACCAAAAGAACGACGCAUGAACCCACUACUACGACUAAGACUGAGACAACAGUAAAGCCAACGACCAAGAAGACUACAACCAAAAAAACGACGCAUGAACCCACUACCAAGAAAUCAACAACUUUAAACUCUUCUGUGGAACCAACCACUCGUAAGACAUCUACCACAAAGCCUACUACGACUAAGAAGGCAACAACUGAAAAGACAACUCAUGAGCCAACCACUCGGAAGACAACAACCCAUAAGACAACAGUAAAGCCAACGACCAAGAAGACUACAACCAAAAGAACGACGCAUAAACCCACUACCAAGAAAUCAACAACUUUAAGGACUACUGUGGAACCAACCACUCGUAAAACAUCUACCACAAGGCCUACUACGACUAAGAAGGCAACAACUGAAAAGACAACUCAUAAGCCAACCACUCGGAAGAUAACAACCCAUAAGACAACAGUAAAGCCCACGACCAAGAAGACUACAACCAAAAGAACGACGCAUAAACCCACUACCAAGAAAUCAACAACUUUAAGGACUACUGUGAAACCAACCACUCGAAAAACAUCUACCACAAGGCCUACUACGACUAAGAAGGCAACAACUGAAAAGACAACUCAUGAGCCAACCACUCGGAAGAUAACAACCCAUAAGACAACAGUAAAGCCCACGACCAAGAAGACUACAACCAAAAGAACGACGCAUAAACCCACUACCAAGAAAUCAACAACUUUAAGGACUACUGUAGAACCAAUCACUCGUAAAACAUCUACCACAAAGCCUACUUCGACCAAGAAGGCAACCACUGAAAAGACAACUCAUGAGCCAACCACUCGGAAGACAACAAGCCAUAAGACAACAGUAAAGCCAACGACCAAGAAGACCACAACCAAAAGAACGACGCAUGAACCCACUACUACGACUAAGACUAAGACAACAGUAAAGCCAACGACCAAGAAGACUACAACCAAAAGAACGACGCAUGAACCCACUACCAAGAAAUCAACAACUUUAAGGACUACUGUGAAACCAACCACUCGUAAAACAUCUACCACAAAGCCUACUACCACUAAGAAAGCAACAACUAAAAAGACAACUCAUGAGCCAACCACUCGAAUAACAACAACCCAUAAGACAACAGUAAAGCCAACGACCAAGAAGACUACAACCAAAAGAACGACGCAUGAACCCACUACCAAAAAAUCAACCACUUUAAAGACUUCUGUAGAACCAACCACUCAUAAAACAUCUACUACAAAGCCUACAACGACUAAGAAGGCAACAACCGAGAAGACAACUCGUGUACCAACCACUCGGAAAACAACAACCCAUAAGACAACAGUAAAGCCAACGACCAAAAAGACUACAACCAAAAGAACGACGCAUGAACCCACUACCAAGAAAUCAACAACUCUAAGGACCACUGCAGAACCAACCACUCGUAAAACAUCUAACACAAAGACUACUGGGAAGUCAACCACACGGGAGCCAACCACAUCGGGUAAUACAACAGCAGAACAAACAACAAAAAGAACGACAGAUAAAAUAAAUACAACAACUCAAAAACCAACAUCCGUAGAAACUACAACCAAUUCUUCAAAUCAGCGCAAAACUACCACGGAAUCUUCCACCACCGAAGAGCAGCAUAUUCACCACCAUCAUCACCACAUUCAUUAUCACAAGCCCGCUGAUACAGGUCCAUCCUUUAUUCCACUUCCUAAUCUUCCGCCGCUGCCGUUGCCCCUGCCCUGGCCACCACUUCCACUUCCCGAUUUCCCUCUACCUUUGCCUCCUUUACCUGCUGUGUUGCCACCGCUGCCUGCACUCCCACCAUUGCCAGAAGUAAACUUAACAGAAAUUUCCUUACCCGAAAUUUCCCUUCCCAAUUUGCCACCACUACCACAAUUGCCGAAUCCUUUUGGUGGACUUCCAAACUUAUUUGGGUGAUAGUUAACCACUAAAAAUGAGGCGGCCUUCAAUAUGUAUAAAUAUACAAAAUUAUUGUUAAUGGCUAUGGAAAUGUGAAAGUAAAUUAACCAGACGGAAUACUGAGUUGGGAAAUCUGUUAAGUAUUGUAUUGAAUUGUACCAUUUAAUAAAGAAACUGUUAUUUAAUAAUA